Molecule: messenger RNA, 1102 nt
Organism: Tilletiopsis washingtonensis
Lineage: Eukaryota; Fungi; Basidiomycota; Exobasidiomycetes; Entylomatales
Exons: 2
Coding region: 179-742 (187 amino acids)
Source: RefSeq, a predicted model, not a curated record
CGCCCGCCCUCACCUCUCUCCCACCACCCUCACCCUCACCCACACCCAUCGCAUCCAUGUCGGCCAAGGACUACUACGGUGGCGCGCCGCAGCAGCAGGGUGAGCAGCACGCCGGUGCCGCAGAGGCAAGCUGGAGAGCGGCAGCGCACCGCAUCGCAGGGUCGAGGCGCUCGCGAAGAUGGGAGGGAAGCGCAGCACGGAUGGAUGGCGAGAGCAGGGCUGGCAGCCCGGCGAAAGUGCGACGUGCGCGCGGCGAGCCACUACAGCAAAGCACUCCGCAUCCUUCGUUCCGGGCUGGUCGGACAGCUGCGCGCACGACGCCGCGCUGUCAAACCUCCGCAUGCUGGCCGCAGUUGCUCUGCAUGUGGCUGCGCGAUGGGACUUGGAGGGCAGGAGGGUGCAUCUUGGCUUGCCAAGGGUCCACACAGCAGCAACACGCCAGAGCGCUGACGCAAGACGCUCGACAGGCGGCUACCCGCAGCAGGGCGGAGCAUACCCGCAGCAGGGCGGCUACCCCCAGCAGGGCGGCUACCCGCAGCAGGGCGGAGCAUACCCGCAGCAGGGCGGCUACUACGUGAGUGCAGUGGCAGGUCUGCGCGCGCGCGCUUGCUCACUGUACCCUUGCCUCUCCCCUCGCCGCUCGCCUCCCGAUCUGCGCGCACACAGCCGCCGCAGCAGCCGCAGCAGGCGUACGGACAGCAGCAGCAGGGCUACUACCCGCAGGCGCAGCCGCAACCCGUGAGUGGAGAGAGCGAGAGAGAGAGUGAAAUGGCGUGCGACGUGGUGCCUUUAGCGAGGCUUAGCCAAUGGCGAGCAUCGCGGCUGCCUCUCUCGGGCCUUGCGUGCGGGCAAGGUUUCCUGAGGGAUGGCAUCGCGCUCAGAUGCAGCAGCACUGCGAGAGUUCGGCAGUCUCGCUGGCUCGCCACGGACUAGCAUGCGCGCCUCACUGGACGUCUCCGGCCUGUGCGAGACGCAUGCCCCGGCCGAACCCCCUGCUGACGCUUCUCACAGGUCUACGUGCAGCAGCCGGCGAAGAAGGGCGGCGGCGGUGCGGCGGCAGGCACGGGCUGCUGCGCCUGUCUUGCGGGCGCAUGCUUGUGCU